CUCCUUUUCUUUGACAACCCGUCCCACAGCAAGAACCUGUUUGCCAGCUGGAUCUUCGAGAUACUCAGGCAAGAGACAAUUACAAAGUUAUGUAUGACGCUCUCCCAACCCCAGCAUAUAAUGCGCUGAUUCCUCGGGUGGUUAAAUCCAUGGACAGCGGCCAGCAGGAUGCCAUGUCCGGGCUAGAAGAAAAGAUGAUUUCAAUCAUCGACGGUCCACAAGGCAGUGGAAAGACGAUGCUCGCUGCAACAUUUGGUGCUCUCUCUAUUCAAUCAGGAGAGAAAGUCACCUUCCUUGCAAGCACCAAAGCUGCUUUGAAGGAGUUGUUCUUGAAAGUUGUGGACAUAUCUUCGAACGAGCUACAUCUUCCUCUUUCUAUCAUUCAGCGUUUCAGUUGCAACGAAACUCAAGAUUGGUUGCCAGUUGACGUCAGGGUUCUUGCCAACAUCAUCUCGAAGACUCAAUUGAAUGAUCAAUACCAGCUCGACUUAAUAGGGAAGUCCACCCGGCAAACGUCAUAUCCACUUAAUAACAACGGUGGGGCUCCUACCGCCGUGUUUGGUUUAUACGACGAACUCGAAAGCCUCGACUCCGAAAGCUUUGAAACAACAGUGUUGUUAUGCGAUGGAGCUGAGAGAGCGCAUGAUUACUCCAUAUUUGCUGCUUGUGGACUUUUUGCUUCCACUUUGAAGAGAGUCGCCUUAUUCGGGAACUCGGAUAAGCUGCCCAUUGAAGCCGCCUCGAAACAUUUGAAUUAUCUGCGGAAUCAACUUCAACUGACAACAUUCUCUCGCCUCAUUUACACUGGCGUCAAGCCAAUUCGUCUAAACAGACAAUAUCACAUGGAUCCAGAUCUCUCGUCGUUGCCCAUGAGCCAUAUGUACUGGGACAGAGCUAGAGAGAAAUCGAGAUUGAGUGUUCUUGAUGGUGUUUCGACAGGCGACUUUCCAGCUCGAGUGUUCAUGCAACACUGGGCAGCUAAAUAUCUUCGGAAGGAUAUCAAAAACGCGAAGACUUCAGUCUUCGCAGAUGUGGUGGACGGCAUAUGUCUCCAAUAUUCGACCGGUCAUGCAAAAGUCAAUCAUCAGAACAUGGUCGCGAUCCUGCACAUACUUCGUUCAAUGAAAGAAGUCGACCUCCAGCAAGAAAAAAUUAUUGUUAUCACAUUCUUCCCCGAGGGUGCCGUAGCAAUGCGAAAAUUCCUCAAGUCGCAAAAGAUUGCAAGUGUUCGCGUCGAGCAUGUAGAUUCAGAUAAGAUCAAGAUCAAGGAGAACCUGAUUUCUAUCAUCGACUGUCCGAUGACUGGCAGUCCUGGAGCUGGAUCGCGGACACGGCAUGAGAGAGGCUACCCAAGGUCACCUGUCACUGGCGAACGUCCUCGAAUGCUCUUCCGAGUCCAAAGAAUGGUGUCUGCGCUCUGUGUUUCUCGAGGACUGCGGGUCUUCGUCGGAAGCACGUCACUUUUGGAUUCAAGAUCUGGCUAUGAUUGGAAGAAGAGCGGGGGCUAUGCCCUGAUCAAGGACUUGAUGGAAUCACAUACCAGAGAUGAGCAAGUUAAGCGAAUCGAAAUUGGAGAAGACCUCUUGCAGUAUGAGGAAUUCCUUCGUCCUGGAGAUUACGUGUUCGCCUCUGGCACCUCAAGGAGUUCUGUGGAAAUGUACCGAAACCUUGAGCGCAUUCAAGGGCAGCCGACAGAAACUCCACCUGCCACUGAAGCUGAAGGAUUGAUGAGCAUGACCUGGAGAAGUUGGACAGUCGCUACUGCUUCUGCUGCUACUGGAAUGGGUGCAAAUGGCACGAAUUGGAGAAGAGGUGAAAUGCUCAACAGUGUCGAGAACAAUGUGCGUGGAGAUGCAGAGAGGGGAUGGAUAGGGGCACAAAAUUUUGGGAAUUCUCCGGUUACUGGUUUGACCUCGAGACAAAAUAUUGGAUAUGAGACAAGAGUUGAGCGGAUUAGGAACACCAAUUGGAGAUCCGGCUUCUGAAUUUCAUACGAGGGUCUGUACUUAGGGCAAUUCAAGGACUCUCUGUAUUAACUAUGUGCUAGGUGUCGCAAUUGUGCGCAGGACAGUGAUAAUGGUCUGUUGAGAAGUGCUUAGUGGCUUCUCUUUCAUUAUCAACAUAAAUAAUAGAAGGAACAAUGGCCGAAGCUAUAGUAUGCAUCUAGGAAAUUUCAAGGGUCGUCCGAAGUUUCGGGCAGAGGUGCUCGCUAGAAUUGGGAGCUUCUUCCUAACGAGUGGGCGGCGUUGUCUUACAGGGCUAGACUCUGCACCAGUGACGCCAAACGGCACAGUAACCAGGAACCAGAGC
This is a messenger RNA of Hyaloscypha bicolor E, 2310 nucleotides long. RefSeq lists its product as uncharacterized. The record is from RefSeq and is a predicted model, not a curated record. NCBI's taxonomy places the organism in Eukaryota, Fungi, Ascomycota, Leotiomycetes, Helotiales, Hyaloscyphaceae. The coding region runs from base 90 to 1985 and encodes 631 amino acids. The transcript has a single exon.